Messenger RNA from Caenorhabditis bovis, 342 nucleotides. The record is from the annotation of a GenBank genome assembly. Lineage: Eukaryota; Metazoa; Nematoda; Chromadorea; Rhabditida; Rhabditidae.
AUGGUCAGGAAAUGGGUGUGGCGAGGAACUUUAGCGCAACCAUUUGCAGUUAAAUUGUUCAAGGGAAUUUGGAAUGCUCAUCCACGUUUUGCCACACGAACUGUCAUGGUCUCCAAUAACGAUGUCGACGGUGCCUUUGGGCUUUUGAAUAGGCUGAUGGACUCGGAAGGCAUGCUGAAAAUCAUUCGACGAACACAAUUUUAUCAAAAACCGUAUAUGCAGAGGAAGCAAUUAUCGAUGGAAGCGUCGACGGCGAUUUUCAAUGAGGAUAUGAAUCGAAAAAUGAAAUUUUUGGUGCGAAAAAAUCGUUGUGACAAGCAUCCGGGACAAGUGACAUCGUAA